GAGUCCGAGCGCUUCGGCUGUCCGAACGAAACCAAUGGACUCGCGCCGGGGAGACGGGCCGCUGCUGCUGCUGCUGCUCCCGCUACUGGUGGUGCUGCUGGUGCCGCUGCCACUGCCGCUACUAGCUCAGGAGAGCACAGAAGCUUGUCCAGAUCUCUUGCUCAAGGACCAGCCAGUUGGCAUUCUGCUUUUGGUAAACCAAAGUUUAAAUAUUGCUGACAAGUGCAAAGAAUAUCAAUGCAUUAGAAAUGCAUCUACCGGCAAGCUACAAAUAACAAUAAACACGUGCGAUACGUUCCUGGACAGACCGCUCCCGGAGCGCUGCCGACCCGACUUCUCCCUGCGCUUCCCCGCCUGCUGUCUGCGGCCCAAGUGCCGCCGCAGACGGAGGCUGAGGACGGUGACGCCCCGGCUUCAACCGACUGGUGCAGCGACAGGACGGGGCACGAGACGAGACAGUUCACCUGCCUCAGCAAACCAGACAGAAACAAAACGAUCAACAAGUGGAGCACCUGAAGUUACCAAGGCGACGUCUGAUCUUGCCAGCACCGGGGUCACGUCGACCCAGAAGCCGCCCACAACACAGCGACCACAGCAAAGUCAGCUGACGUCAACGCUGCGGCCGACACCAGCGCAGUCGACACCGAAGCCAACAACAGCUUCACUUACAGCAUCGCAACCUACUGUGCCGCCAACAACAUCGUCAACAACAGAGCGACCACCAGUAUUGCCGUCAACAUCACGGUCAACAGAAUCACCGGUGACCACGCCGCCACCAACGCCAGCGCAGAGAACACCACCUGUACCGAGAGACAACAUCAUUCUGUCAACCGUUCGGCCACGACAAACGACAACUACCCGGAGACCUCGCGUGUUCGAUCCCGGUAGCUUACCCUUCGUAGGAUAUCUCCCGCCACCCAUCGUGUUCGAAAGUGCGCUCAGCACGUCUCCCAAGAGCAACAGAUCGAGGAGCGUUCGGACGUUUGUCGUUCAGUACGCCACGCCACGACCGCUGCCGUCCCCGGCAUCGAGAGGUAGUGCGCGGCGUGGGACGCGCACGUUCGUUGUCUCUGUGAGACCGUCCAUGGGGCGUCAGGUUUUCCCGUCCGCGAGACGCCGACGAAGGCGAGUGAGCCGACCCCUCACCGCUACUGGCCGCUGGCUCUUUCAGGCAAUGCUUACGCCAUUUACCAACUAGUCCGACAGAUGGAUAUACCUAUGCUAGUGGAUGUAACAAUAAAUGAAAACUUUCUCUGAAAUUCAAUA
Molecule: messenger RNA, 1266 nt
Organism: Amphibalanus amphitrite
Lineage: Eukaryota; Metazoa; Arthropoda; Thecostraca; Balanomorpha; Balanidae
Product: salivary glue protein Sgs-3-like
Exons: 3
Coding region: 35-1198 (387 amino acids)
Source: RefSeq, a predicted model, not a curated record